Molecule: messenger RNA, 1586 nt
Organism: Bolinopsis microptera
Lineage: Eukaryota; Metazoa; Ctenophora; Tentaculata; Lobata; Bolinopsidae
Product: carbohydrate sulfotransferase 3-like
Exons: 1
Coding region: 85-1548 (487 amino acids)
Biological process (GO): N-acetylglucosamine metabolic process; sulfur compound metabolic process
Molecular function (GO): N-acetylglucosamine 6-O-sulfotransferase activity
Source: RefSeq, a predicted model, not a curated record
ACAACUUCAUAACCUCGGCUCUACCAAGUUUCUGAACACCCACUAACUUCUCUGGACUCUAUAUUCAUAAGCAAGAAAUAAAUCAUGAAUGCACGCAGAUCCUUCUUCUGGGUUUCCGUUAUCGUACUUAUCAACAUAGCUGUUCUGGCUUGUUUCUUCCGAGUCAAUAUCAUAGCGAUUUCUUCGACUUCCAUCUCAAUUUCUGACAAUGUGUCGAGUAGUGGUGAUCAUCAGGUUGACAUAGGAGAACUGGAGAAAAUGUGGCAGGAGAAGUUAAUCGAGGACCUGUUUCACGACACAACAGUCGGCCACAAAGGCCACAAACCUGCGGUCGUAGUUGAAGAAAAAUUGAAAGAUGAUUUCAAACAAGGAACGUCCCACCAAAAUGAAGACAAAAACCUCAAGGAAUCCGAAUUUAAUCUACAGCACCGUCUUCCUCCAACAAAGUUAGACGAUGAUGCUAGAGUAAUCGCCAAUAAUGCCAAAUUGAUGGCAGAUUCUGGGAAAGAUGCACAAGAUCUAGAGAACCAACUUCAAGCAGAUAGUGAGCAUCAGGACCACGCCACAUCUCUGCCUAAACAGACUAAAAUGGUUUUACUUCUCACACAGAGCCGUCACGGUUCCACCUGGUUGAUGGACAUGUUGGGAUAUAGAGACGAGGCUGUUCCGGUUUUUGAACCUCUGAACGUUUCCAAGUUUUUAAAAAUGUAUGCACUUUAUGAUGAGAUGAGAGAAGAAACACUAGCUGAAGGUUACGAUCCGGUCAAAUAUGAAGACUGGCGAGAGAUCUUAUUAGCAAGAAUAUGUCUCUGUGAUUGGCACGGGAAGAAAAUAGGGGAGAAAAAAGUUGGAUCCAUCUUAGGACUCUGGUACAAAGAAAAGCGUGCUCAUCCUGAACAAAAAGGUCGGUACGAUACAAAAGCUGCUGAGGCUAUGUGUUCUGAAGAGGGUUCAAUGAUGGUAUCCAAAACCAUACGAUAUUACAACAUGUCAACAUUGUUCAGAAUCCAAGAUUUUGGGUGCGAAAAUUUUAAAGUUAUUCAUUUAGUUAGGGACCCUCGAGCCGUCAUGAAUUCUCGCAUGGGCGUCUUCCAUGAAUUGUACGAUGGAAGUAAAACCUUAGGGGCUCACAUUGAGUCUAAAAAAGGGCAGGAAGGCUUUGAUGAAGCUUACAUGGCGAGGGCUGCAGAUUGGAUGUGCUCUCAUCAUCUUUACAACUAUAAACUGGGAAUGAAUCCUCCGCCCUGGUUGAAAGGCAGAUACAAAAUGGUCAGGUACGAGGAUUUAGCAGAAUUUCCAUCGCAAUUGACCAGCGAAAUACUUCAUUUCAUUGGUGUAAAUUACACCUCCAAGUACAAAGAAUACGUUUACAAUUUGACACAUGUAAAAGAAAGAGGAGCAAAGCCAGGAAGUUCGUAUGGGGUCGAGAAGCAAACUAGCGAAAUAAUUGAUAAAUGGAAAUCAAACCUUAUUGAACCUCACUGGAGAACUAUUGAGAGAGUUUGUGCAGAUAUGAUGAAAGCUUUUAACUAUGAACCUAAUUUUUAAUUAUGUAAGAUUGAUUCGAUUUCUAAUCCCUGUGUAAA